Salpingoeca rosetta is the source of this 1870-nucleotide messenger RNA. Its product is annotated as GTP-binding protein 1. The record is from RefSeq and is a predicted model, not a curated record. The coding region runs from base 183 to 1829 and encodes 548 amino acids. The transcript has 11 exons. NCBI's taxonomy places the organism in Eukaryota, Choanoflagellata, Craspedida, Salpingoecidae. Gene Ontology annotation, biological process: translational elongation. Gene Ontology annotation, molecular function: translation elongation factor activity; GTPase activity; GTP binding.
GUUGGUUUGUGAGGUGAAGGCAUUUACAUCAUCACAUCGCUGCUGUUGUUGAAGCAAACAACCAGGCAAACCAAGACUCAUGCAAGACCUGUUCUUAUAGCAGCCGAUUCCACCCCCCCCCCCUCCAACCUUUCCCCUUGAACUGGUUCCCCUGCAGCGCAGAGCAAAGCAUCACCGCAAGCAUGAGCACAACAGCAAAGGAGAUGGACAACUUUGACGACGUCCUCGACGACAUUGUCCGCGAGGUCCAGGACAUGGAUGUUGUCAGCCGGCAGUCUUCCAGCCAGCCCGCAAUCACCAAGACAUCCCUGGUCAAGCCAGAUGAACACGUAUUCAAGCAUCUGCUCGGUACCCUCGAGUCUUUGCUCAAAGAGAACGAGGGCGACUGCAUCUACACCAUCGGCACCGGCGAUGGCGAGCCCUCUGGCCUCUCUGAGGAGGACCUUGCUGCCUCUGUCAAGACGCUUGAGGAGCUGAGCAACAGCUGCGACGCGGACGUCUCUCUCCUCCGCACGCACGACGAAGAGGCCGGCAAAGUCGCAGAGUACCUCGUGCGCCGCAGGUGUGCACCUGAUCAGUUCUCUGAGGUCCGCGUCGCUGUCGUCGGCAACGUCGACGCUGGCAAGAGUACCCUACUUGGUGUGCUGACGCACAACGUGCUCGACAACGGGCGUGGCCUUUCCCGCCAGAAGCUGUUCCGGCACCAGCACGAGAUGGAGAGCGGGCGCACGUCCAGCGUCUCGUACAACAUCCUCGGCUACGACUCCAAAGGCGCAAUUGUUAACAAGCCGGGACACGACGGCCGCCUCGACUGGGUGCAAAUCUGCACAGAGGCUUCAAAGGUGACGACGUUCAUUGACCUUGCUGGACACGAGCGCUACCUGAAGACGACGGUGUUUGGGCUCACGGGCCACGCCCCACACUACACCAUGCUCAUGAUUGGCUCAAAUGCGGGCAUCGUUGGCAUGACAAAAGAGCACCUUGGUCUGUCGCUUGCGCUGCACGUGCCGUUGUAUGUCGUGGUAACCAAGAUCGACAUGUGCCCGCCCAACGUGCUCGAAGCGACGAUGAAGCUCCUGCAGAAGAUCCUCAAGUCCGCCGGCUGCAAGAAGAUCCCAAUGCUCAUCAACAACAUGGACGAUGUCGUUGUUGCGGCCACAAACUUUGUCACCACCAGGAUAUGCCCCAUCUUCCAGGUGUCGAACGUGACUGGGGAAAACCUUGACCUGCUCAAGGCGUUCAUCAACCUCCUCAAGCCCCCCGUGCUCGACGCCGACGACAAGCCCGCAGAGUUCCAGAUUGAUGACACCUUCUCCGUGCCGGGUGUGGGCACGGUCGUGUCUGGGUACCUGCGCCAGGGCGUCAUCCGCCUCAACGACACGCUCAUGCUGGGCCCAGAUGCGCUCGGACACUACCAGGCGACGGUGAUCAAGGGCAUUCAUCGCAGGCGCAUGCCAACCACCGAGGUGCGGGCAGGGCAGACCAGCUCGUUUGCUCUCAAGAAAGUCAAGCGCAGUGCGAUACGGAAGGGAAUGAUGCUUCUUGGAAAGGAUGCAGAGGCAACGGCGACGUGGGAGUUUGAGGGCGAGAUCCUCGUCCUGCACCACCCCACGACCAUCACAGCGCGAUACCAGGCCAUGGUGCACUGUGGAAGCAUCCGGCAGACGGCAACGAUUGUGAAGAUGGACAAGGAGCACAUCCGUACAGGCGACAAGGCCGUGGCGUCGUUCCGCUUCAUCCGCCACCCUGAGUACAUCAAGGUUGGCGAGAAGAUUGUGUUCCGCGAGGGCCGCACAAAGGCAAUAGGAACCAUCACUAAGCUCCUCUGAUGGCGCUCUGUGUGUGUGUGUGUGUGUGUGUGUGUGUGUGU